AUGUACUUUGGGUGUUUCUCUUUUUCUUUCAAGACAGAAUCUUGGAAAAAGAGUACAGAUUGUUGCGAGUGGGAUGGUGUCACGUGCGACACCAUAUCAGGUCACGUGAUUGAACUAGACCUUAGUUGCAACAAUUUGAAUGGUGAAUUACAUCCUAAUAGCACUAUCUUCCAGCUUAGACACCUUCAACAACUCAACCUAGCUUUUAAUGAUAUUUUUGGGUCUUCAAUGCCUCUUGGUAUUGGCGAUUUAGUGAAACUCAUGCAUCUAAAUAUAUCCAAUUGUUACCUUAGUGGUAAUAUUCCUUCCACAAUCUCUCAUUUGUCAAAAUUAGUAUCACUUGAUCUUAGCAUUAACUGGUUCUUGGAAAUUAAUCCAUUUACAUGGAAUAAACUCAUUCAUAAUGCUACUAAUUUAAGGGAUCUUUAUCUGAAUGGAGUGAACAUGUCUUCCAUCAGAGAGAGCUCUUUGUCAAUGCUAAAGAAUUUGUCAUCCUCUUUGGUUUCUCUUAGUCUAGCAAACACCGGGUUGCAAGGAAAUUUGUCAAGUGACAUACUCUCUUUGCCAAAUCUUCAAAAACUAGAUUUGGUAGGUAAUGAUGGUCUUAGUGGUCAACUUCCAAAAUCCAACUGGAGUACUCCUCUAAGGUACUUGUACCUCCAUUACUCUGCUUUCUCAGGUGAAAUUCCUUAUUCCAUAGGUCAAUUGAAGUCUCUUACUCAUUUAGUCCUUUCAGAUUGCAAUUUAGAUGGGAUGGUUCCUCUAUCUUUGUGGAACCUCACUCAACUAACACAUUUGGACCUUUCACAAAAUAACUUAAGCUGGAGCAUCCCAGAUGUUUGUGGAAAUUUAAUCAAAUUGGAAUAUUUAUACCUUUUCUCUAACAACCUAGCAGGCCAAGUUCCAUCAUCACUUUUUAAUCUACCUCAGCUUUCUUUUUUAUGUUUAUCAUCUAACAAACUAGUUGGGCCGAUUGCAAUUGAAAUCACAAAACGUUCAAAAUUGAGCUAUGUGGAUUUAAGUUAUAACAUGUUAAAUGGAACAAUUCCACAUUGGUGUUAUUCUUUGCCUUCGUUGUUAGAGUUAUCCCUCAGCGACAACCACCUCACAGGGUUCAUUGGUAUGAUUCCACAAUGCCUGGGGACAUUUCCUCUUCUCUCUAUUUUGGAUAUGCAAAUGAACAACCUCUAUGGAAUCAUUCCUAGAACCUUUUCAAAAGGAAAUGCAUUUGAGACUAUAAAGUUGAAUGGAAACCAAUUGAAAGGACCACUACCACAGUCAUUGGCUCACUGUUCAAAUCUUGAAGUAUUAGACCUUGGUGACAACAGCAUAGAGGAUACAUUUCCCAAUUGGCUAGAAACUCUACAAGAGUUACAAGUGCUAAGUUUACGAUCAAAUCAUCUUCACGGAGCAAUCACCUGUUCUAGCAUCAAGCAUUCAUUUCCUAAGUUGAGAAUUUUUGAUGUCUCUAACAACAAUUUUAGUGGCACCUUGCCAACAUCAUGCAUCAAGAACUUUCAAGGAAUGAUGAACGUGAAUGACAGCCAAAUUGGUUUGCAAUACAUGGGUAAAGCCAGCUACUAUAAUUACUAUAAUGAUUCUGUGGUGGUCGUAAUGAAAGGUCUUUCUAUGGAUCUUACAAGGAUAUUGUGCUAUAUAUUGGAAGUUGUUGAUAAAAUAAGAAAUUUAUAG
Messenger RNA from Medicago truncatula (barrel medic), 1692 nucleotides. RefSeq names its product receptor-like protein 9DC3. The coding region runs from base 1 to 1692 and encodes 563 amino acids. The transcript is spliced from 2 exons. Gene Ontology annotation, molecular function: protein binding. NCBI's taxonomy places the organism in Eukaryota, Viridiplantae, Streptophyta, Magnoliopsida, Fabales, Fabaceae. The record is from RefSeq and is a predicted model, not a curated record.